CAUUGUUUUUUUGUCGAUCUUUUUGUCGUUUAUUAAGGACACAAAACAUAUAUAGUUUUUUUAUUAUUUCAUUUGUCGUACGCCAUUUAGGCAACACCUCUUUUUAUAUACCUACUAAAUCUUCGUUGUCGCGAACUUUUAUCGCCGCGCCUCCCGCAAUUAAUGCGGACGUUUAUUAGUAUUAUUAUUAUUAUUAUUAGUGAAAAAUUAUAAUAAAUAAAUCAAAACAUUACCAUAACCAGAUCUGCGUUGCGUGAGUUAUUUAAAUUUUAUUAGUACGUGUCACCUUUUGUUUUGUCUUCUUCGUCGUGUCUCCACUGUGUGAGACCAGUCAAUAUUUUGGUCAUCGUCGAAACACUUCGGUAGUGUACGCCUUCACCUCUGCGGAUCCAGCCAGCGAUGAUGUGCUAAAUAUUUUUAAACGGUUCCAUGUUUCUCCAGCACCUCAUCAUAAGGAAAUUAUCUGUAGCAUGAUGAAACGUUUGAUAAAAGAUUUCCAUUUAUUCUCAUCAUACUCAGAUCAAAAUAUUUUCAAAAUGGCUAAUUUUGUAGGUGGAUUUCUAAAGUAUGGAUUUAUAUCUGAUAAAAAUACAUUGAAAACAAUCAUUACUUACAUAUUAUAUGAUCUGAAGAAUACGCAAAAUGCUAAUGCAUUCAAUUUCAGUUAUAUGGCAUUUGAUCGGUUUAAAACGAAAUUGAAAAAUUUUUCGAAACUGUGUGUCCGCCUUGAAAAAACUGAUAAAGUCGAUGAUUUUCUACCGGACAUUAUUGAGGACGUGGUGCACGAUUUGGUCGAACUUGCACCGCCAACUAGACGACGAGCCAUCGACGAGCAAACGAUAUCGGAAACCGAUAACGGCGAGGAGGAAAGCGAAUCGCGGUCCCAAGACGCGAUUAUCUGCCAGCAAAUGCCAAAACCUGAUCCGGUGAUCGCCGCGGUGGCCGAUGCGUUGCCAAAAUCGGAACCUCCAGCGAUCGCCGCGACGGUUGUCGAUGACGAGAUAAUCGUACCGUCUAAAACUGUACAAGACGAAAUUCGUUAUGUUAUCAACAGCUUGUGUAAAACGAAUCUCGAAACCAAGUGCAGUGACAUAAAGCGUCUGAUCGCCAAAGAACACUUGCCGUGGUUAUCCAAGUACAUUGUCUUGAAACGGGUGCGACAGGAGUUCAACUUUCAUGUUCUGUACUCAAGCAUGUUGAAUUGUUUGAACAGCAAAACGCUGAAUUCGAUGGUAUUGUCGGACACCAUCAAUACAAUUAAGGUUCUGUUGGGAAGAAAUGUAGGCAUUCCAAGUAUGGCGGAUAAAUUACUGAUCAAAAAUCUGGGCCACUGGUUGGGAAUGAUCACUUUGGCGCAAAAUAAACCGAUAUCGAAGGACGAUAUUGCUUUGGAACACUUGUUGAAUGAAGCGUGCGAGAAAGGUGGCGACGAGCUACUGUUCGUCGUGCAGUUGGUGACGAAUAUACUUGAAUCUUGCUCGGGGGGAAACUUCGGCCCGAACAGUCCGUGGACAACUUCUAUAAUAAACUGUCUGUUCGAGUUGUACAAGAAGCCUAACGCGACGCUACAAGUACAAGUCGAAAUUGAAAAGCUGUGUAAAGCAUUAAAAAUCAAGCUCGAGGUUAUUUAGUAUUAUUAAAAUUUUAGCGAAGAGCAACUGAACCAAUUUGUAGUUUAAUUAUAAACGAUGACAAUUCGAGGGAAACAACGUCUACUAAAAUAUAUAAUUUUGUACCUUAUCGCCGAAUAAAACCUUAGGGAUACCUAUAAACAGUUUUAUAUUUUUAUAAGCUGUUUUACAUUUGUACAUUUCAUGGUACAUUUCAAAACUAUUUGACUUUUUAUUUUGUUUUUGUGUUUUCUACACGUCAUUAUUAUUUUUCAUAUUUAU
Messenger RNA from Sipha flava (yellow sugarcane aphid), 1892 nucleotides. RefSeq names its product CCR4-NOT transcription complex subunit 1-like. Gene Ontology annotation, biological process: nuclear-transcribed mRNA catabolic process, deadenylation-dependent decay. Gene Ontology annotation, molecular function: molecular adaptor activity. Gene Ontology annotation, cellular component: CCR4-NOT core complex; P-body. The record is from RefSeq and is a predicted model, not a curated record. The coding region runs from base 471 to 1631 and encodes 386 amino acids. The transcript is spliced from 7 exons. Lineage: Eukaryota; Metazoa; Arthropoda; Insecta; Hemiptera; Aphididae.